CGGGGUCCCGUGGUGGAGGCGGGGAGAGGGGAGGACCGGACCGAGCACCAACCCCCGUCAGCCCCGUACCAGGAAGCGCUAGGGGGAGAAGAGCCGAGUUGAAGCACAAGCCAGAAUGGUGACACCUUCACUGAAGCUUCAAGAUCUAAUCGAGGAGAUUCGUGGGGCCAAGACCCAGGCCCAGGAGAGGGAGGUGAUCCAAAAGGAGUGUGCCCACAUCCGAGCCUCCUUCCGCCAUGGGGAUCCUCUGUACAGGCACCGCCAGCUGGCCAAACUGCUCUACGUCCACAUGUUGGGCUACCCCGCCCACUUUGGACAGAUGGAGUGCCUGAAACUGAUCGGCUCCCCCAGAUUCACAGACAAGAGGGUGGGCUACCUGGGUGCCAUGCUUCUACUGGAUGAGAGGCAGGAUGCCCACCUGCUCAUUACCAACAGCAUCAAGAAUGACCUGAACCAAGGGAUUCAGGCAGUUCAAGGCCUGGCCCUAUGCACUCUGAGCGCCAUGGGCUCUGCUGAGAUGUGCCGGGACCUGGCCACUGAGGUGGAGAAACUGCUUUUGCAGCCCAGCCCCUAUGUACGCAAGAAGGCUGUUCUGACUGCAGUGCACAUGAUCCGGAAGGUCCCUGAGCUCUCCAACAUCUUCCUCCCACCCUGUGUCCACCUGCUUCAUGAACGCCACCAUGGCAUCCUGCUGGGCACCAUCACAUUGAUCACAGAGCUCUGUGAACGAAGUCCUGCAGCCCUCAAGCACUUUCGAAAGGUGGUACCCCAACUGGUGCAGAUCCUCCAGACUCUGUUGAUGACAGGAUACUCCCCAGAGCAUAGCAUAUCUGGAGUCAGCGACCCCUUCCUGCAGGUCCAGAUCCUUCGUCUGCUUCGAAUUCUGGGCCGGAACCAUGAGGAGAGCAGUGAAAUCAUGAAUGACUUGCUGGCCCAGGUGGCCACUAACACAGACACCAGCCGAAACGCAGGCAAUGCGGUCCUGUUUGAGACAGUCCACACCAUCAUGGAUAUCCGCUCUGCUGCUGGCCUGCGGGUUCUAGCUGUCAACAUUCUUGGCCGCUUCCUGCUCAACAGUGACAAGAACAUUAGGUACGUAGCCCUGACAUCAUUGCUGCGGCUGGUGCAGUCUGACCACAGUGCUGUCCAGCGGCACCGGCCCACCGUGAUAGAAUGUCUGCGGGAACCUGAUGUCUCCCUCAGCCGGCGAGCCCUGGAACUCAGCUUGGCUCUGGUGAAUAGCUCCAACGUGCGAGCCAUGACACACGAGCUGCAGGGCUUUCUGGAGUCCUGCCCUGCUGAUCUGCGGGCUGACUGUGCCUCAGGCAUCCUGUUGGCAGCAGAGAGGUUUGCCCCAACCAGGCGGUGGCACAUAGACACUAUCCUGCGCGUGCUGACAACGGCGGGCACCCACGUGCGGGAUGACGCGGUGGCCAACCUGACUCAGCUGAUCAGUGGUGCCCAGGAGCUACAUGCCUACUCUGUGCGCUGCCUCUACAGCGCCCUGGCAGAGGACAUCUCCCAGCAACCACUGGUGCAAGUGGCAGCCUGGUGCAUCGGGGAGUUCGGGGACCUCCUACUGGAGGGUAGCUGUGAGGAAAUGGAGCCUCUUCAGGUGGAGGAAGAAGAGGUGCUAGCCCUGCUGGAGAGGGUACUGCAGUCCCACAUGUCCCUGCCAGCCACCCGAGGAUAUGCCCUCACAGCCCUCAUGAAGCUCAGCACCCGGCUCCGUGGGGACAGCAACCGCAUCCGCCAGGUGGUGUCCAUCUAUGGGAGCUGCAUGGACCUGGAGCUGCAGCAGCGGGCCGUAGNCCUCUCAUCCUUUGCAGACCUCUUUCUGAUCCUCUGA
This is a messenger RNA of Manis javanica (Malayan pangolin), 1849 nucleotides long. The record is from RefSeq and is a predicted model, not a curated record. NCBI's taxonomy places the organism in Eukaryota, Metazoa, Chordata, Mammalia, Pholidota, Manidae.